Messenger RNA from Closterium sp. Yama58-4, 852 nucleotides. NCBI's taxonomy places the organism in Eukaryota, Viridiplantae, Streptophyta, Zygnematophyceae, Desmidiales, Closteriaceae. The record is from the annotation of a GenBank genome assembly.
AUGUCCUCAAGCGUCCGCGUAAGCGGGAACAGGUUGAGCGGAAACUUCAACACGAUACGGUUCAGCGAAUCUGUGGGGGGCAUCGACGUUUCAAACAAUUUGUUUUCGGGCUCGUUCCCGCAGAUUGUGUGCCAUCGGAGCGGCUUAGCAAUUAACUUUUCGCACAAUCGGCUGACAGGAGCCGUUCCAGCAGAUUGUUUCAAGUUCGGGAGUUUUCCAAACGGCCUCUUUCUAAGCCACAACAAAUUCUCGGGCAGCUUGCAGCCGUUUGCGAACCUGCCCACGGACAUCACUGCUCUGGACCUCGGAUUCAACAAAUUCACAGGGAGAAUUCCCAGACGCCUCACCAAUUUACCCCAGCUUAAAUACUUGGACCUCGGGGCAAACGCUCUGACAGGCCCCAUUCCCGCCUUCUGCCAGGGCAAGCAGGCCCUCACCAUCCUCAACCUUGCUUACAACGCCCUAUCUGGCCCGCCGACCCCGCUCUCCUCCCCCUCCUGCUCCGCCUCCCUUAAGGUCCUCUAUCUCACCUCCAACCGCCUCUCCGGCCCCAUCCCCGCUACAAUCAGAUCCUUUAGAAACCUCAUGCGCCUCCGCCUUGAUAACAACGCCCUCACGGGACUGAUUCCUGCGGGUGUGAGAAAUAUGAAAAGGCUGCAGAGGCUAGGAUUGUCGUAUAACAAGCUAUCAGGUGCCAUUCCCGCGGUUUGGCCGGCAAGGUUAUGGGUAGUGAAGCUGGCAGGGAAUCGGUUGAGAGGGGCUGUUCCGGCUGCUCUGAGCAAGCUGAAGAGAGGCUCGUUCAAACCAGGGAACCCCAACUUGUGUGGAACCCCGCUGCCUGCUUGUGCAUAG